GCGGCGUCAGGGGGUGUGGCUAGCAUGAAGCCAGGAAGAGGCGUGUUGGACCGUGUGGCAGCCGAGAGCCACGUCGGCGGCUGCUGGGGCGCCGCAGUUUCCUUUUAUAGAAAUGGAUUUUGAGGCAGUUGCAAAGUACUCAGCAUUACACCUGAAACCAGCUGGACUUAGUCUUCAGUAUGGAACUGCUGGAUUUCGUACCAAGGCAGGACAUCUUGAUCAUGUCAUGUAUCGCAUGGGUUUGCUGGCAGUACUAAGGUCCAGGCAGACCAAAUCUACAAUUGGAGUCAUGGUUACAGCAUCUCACAAUCCUGAAGAAGACAAUGGUGUAAAAUUGGUCGAUCCUCUGGGUGAAAUGUUGACCUCUGCCUGGGAAGAAUAUGCGACACGCCUAGCUAAUGCAGAAGAGCAAGAAAUACAGAGCAUACUGACUGAGAUCUGCCAGAAAGAAGCAGUGAAACUGCACCAAUAUGCCUCAGUUUUUAUUGGUAGAGACACCAGACCUAGCAGCGAGAAACUUUCACAAUCAGUAAUAGAUGGUGUAUCUGCUCUAGGUGGUCAAUAUCAUGAUUAUGGUCUGGUAACAACACCACAGCUGCAUUACAUGGUCUGCUGUCAAAAUACUCAAGAGCACUAUGGGAAGGCAACAGUGGAAGGUUACUACCAGAAACUAUCCAAAGCUUUUGGGGAGCUGACAAAACAAGCUUCCAGCUCUGGAGAUGACCAGAUGUGUCUGAAGAUAGAUUGUGCAAAUGGUAUAGGAGCCCUGAAACUAAAAGAAAUGGAACGUUACCUUCCAAAGAAACUGUUAAUUCACUUAUAUAAUGAUGGAACCAAAGAGAAACUCAAUCAUUUAUGUGGUGCAGACUUUGUGAAAGUUCAUCAGAAACCUCCUCUAGGACUAGAAAUCAAACCUAACGAAAGAUGCUGCUCGUUUGAUGGAGAUGCAGACAGAAUUGUUUAUUACUAUAAUGAUACUGCUGGCCAUUUUCAUCUUGUGGAUGGAGAUAAAAUAGCAACUUUAAUUAGCACUUUCAUUAAAGAACUUCUUAUCAAGAUAGGACAAACUCUAAAGAUGGCAGUGAUACAAACAGCAUAUGCUAAUGGGAGCUCUACACGUUAUCUUGAGGAAACCAUGAAGGUGCCUGUUCAUUGUACCAAAACAGGAGUAAAGCAUUUGCAUCACAAGGCCCAGGAAUUUGACAUUGGAGUUUACUUUGAGGCAAAUGGGCAUGGCACAGUAUUAUUUAGUAAAGCUGCUGAAGAGAAAAUAAGACACAUGGCAAAAGAAGAAAAGGAGAAUCAAAAAAGAGAAGCUGCAAAGAUGCUUGAAAAUACCAUUGACCUGAUUAAUCAAACUGUGGGUGAUGCCAUCUCAGAUAUGCUAGUGAUUGAAGCAAUCUUGGCUCUAAAGGGUUUGACAGUGCAACAGUGGGAUGCCAUCUACACAGAUCUUCCUAACCGACAGCUGAAAGUUAAGAUUGCAGACAGACGAGUCAUUGACACGACAGAUGCUGAGAGACGUGCAGUUACACCCCCAGGACUACAAGAAAAAAUUGAUGAACUUGUAAAGAAGUACAGUGUGUCACGAGCUUUUGUCCGCCCAUCAGGAACAGAAGAUGUAGUGCGAGUAUACUCUGAAGCAGAGACACAGGAGAAUGCAGAUUCCCUUGCACAUGAAGUAAGCCUGGCUGUUUACCAUCUAGCUGGUGGAAUAGGAGAACCACCUCAGCCUGUAUGUUGAAGGACACAGCUGUGGUCAUGCUACCUAAACAUGAUUUCUUUAUUUUUAUUUUUUCUUUUAGCAUGAACCUAACACGUCAGCAAUAACAAAUCAAACCUUCCAGUUUUUUUUUUUUUU
This is a messenger RNA of Trachemys scripta elegans, 1861 nucleotides long. It is a transcript of the gene PGM3, whose product is annotated as phosphoglucomutase 3. Bases 113 to 1744 code for a protein of 543 amino acids. The transcript is spliced from 13 exons. Gene Ontology annotation, molecular function: phosphoacetylglucosamine mutase activity; magnesium ion binding. Gene Ontology annotation, biological process: UDP-N-acetylglucosamine biosynthetic process; hemopoiesis; carbohydrate metabolic process. NCBI's taxonomy places the organism in Eukaryota, Metazoa, Chordata, Testudines, Emydidae. The record is from RefSeq and is a predicted model, not a curated record.